GCUGACAGACACAUCAAGCAACUGGAACGACUGCAAGAAGCCGACGCCAACAGCCCAACAGCCGCUGCCGCAGCUCCCCUCUCCGGCUCUCCGCCACCACCAAAUCAAUCAACCCCCCUCUCUCAUAAAUCAAUCAACCAAGAAUCCCCUCCUCCUCCCUCCCCUAAUCAAAACCAAACCCCUCCGGGUCCCCCUUCCCUGUUCCCCAUCUCUUUCUUGGUCGUCGGCGCCUCCUCUGCCUCCGGUCGCUCGCCGUGGUUGAACAAGAAACGCCAUGGCGGCGGAAAAAGGAAGCCCUCUGCCCAAGUUUGGGGAGUGGGAUGUCAACGACCCUGCUUCAGCUGAGGGAUUUACUGUAAUAUUUAACAAAGCUAGAGAUGAGAAGAAGACUGGAGGAAAUUCACAGGGACAAGAUGAACAAGUGAAAAAUGAACAACAAUCAUCUGGGCAAGGCUUCAAUGCUCCAAAAGCAGGCAAUACUAAGAAAUGGUUGUGCUGCUUUCAACCUAGUGCUGCUGAAUCCUGAAGUUCGCGAGAUACCAACUGGAUUGUGGAACUGAACUGUGCUUUCCUUGUCAAAUUUCUGAAGAGAUUCUGUGAUGUCCAGGGAAACAUGUUGUGGUGAUUCUUUUUACAGUUGUGUGAUGAAGAGGGUUUCUGAAACAAGUAAUUUACUAAUCUGUCUCAGGCAUGUACAUUAUUUGCAGCUUAUAUAUCUGGUAAACCUCGGUGGUGUAUAUUGAUGCGUAAUAUCGUUGUUGGUCCAGUUGACUCAAUGAACAUUUGUUCAGCUGUUGGGGAAGUUACAGGGUAAAAUGAAAUGAAACAAAGCUUUUGAGUA
This is a messenger RNA of Setaria italica (foxtail millet), 841 nucleotides long. Its product is annotated as RPM1-interacting protein 4. Bases 275 to 526 code for a protein of 83 amino acids. NCBI's taxonomy places the organism in Eukaryota, Viridiplantae, Streptophyta, Magnoliopsida, Poales, Poaceae. The transcript has 3 exons. The record is from RefSeq and is a predicted model, not a curated record.